Molecule: messenger RNA, 3495 nt
Organism: Cucurbitaria berberidis CBS 394.84
Lineage: Eukaryota; Fungi; Ascomycota; Dothideomycetes; Pleosporales; Cucurbitariaceae
Product: rho-type GTPase-activating protein-like protein
Exons: 5
Coding region: 1-3495 (1164 amino acids)
Biological process (GO): signal transduction; actin cytoskeleton organization
Cellular component (GO): cytoplasm
Source: RefSeq, a predicted model, not a curated record
AUGGGAACGCCGGCGGAGGGACCGCCUCCAAUGGACAACCAUGGCACCCCGCAGCAGUACGGCUACGACCCACGCAGCAAUGGCCUCUCGAGGCGACUCACCGACGACGCGCAGUCGUCAACACACAGCCUGGCGCCCCAGAACCGCUCAGACUACCCCACCAGGUCAAUGACCGAUCCACUUCAACAACAACAGCAGAACCUGCCCGUACCCAAACCGAAGCGCAGUGGGAAGAUAUGUGGAAAGUGUGGAGAGGGGUUGACUGGACAAUUCGUAAGAGCGUUAGGUGAUACUUAUCAUUUGGAAUGUUUUACUUGUCACGACUGCGGCAAGAUAGUAGCGUCCAAAUUCUUCCCCGUGCCUGAGAAGCCGCCCGGGCAGUACCCACUGUGCGAAACGGAUUACUUCCGGCGACUCGACCUGCUUUGCUUCGAAUGCGGCCAGGCCCUUCGCGGGUCAUACAUCACAGCACUAGACCGCAAAUAUCACAUCGAGCACUUUACGUGCUCCGUUUGCCCCACCGUAUUUGGCGCGUCGGAUAGCUACUACGAGCACGAAGGGAGCGUAUACUGCCACUACCACUAUUCUACAAAGUUUGCGCAGCGAUGCAACGGCUGCCAAACUUCAAUUCUUAAACAGUUUGUCGAGAUCUUCCGUAAUGGACAGAACCAACACUGGCAUCCGGAAUGCUACAUGAUCCACAAAUACUGGAACGUUCGGCUCCAUUCAACCGGGCAGCCCAUCAUCGAACGCCUGCAAGAUGACAGCGACGCGACGGACGAGGUGCGCGAGACCGUGCGCCAGCAGGAGGAAGAAAUCGAAGCCAAGGUCAACUGGAUCUGGAAGACACUGUCGGCCUUUGAAGAGAAGUCUGCGACUUGCAUCUCUGAUAUGCUGCUUCAUGUAAGCAACGGCGCGUAUGUCGACGGCGUAAUGGCAGCCAAGAAGUUCAUUGUGCACGUGGAACUCCUGUUUGCCGCUGCAGACGAUCUUGAGGCGCAGUUAAUUACCAGGACUCCCAAAGGUCUGACCUACUCACGUGAAUCAAAGUUGCUCUGUAAGAAGGUGGUGGCUUUCUUUGCGCUCCUCACCCAAUCCCAGGGAACGGGUGUUCGACGGCUCGGCGUUACCCAGGAACUCUUAUCCCUGGUUACGGGCUUGGCUCACUACCUCAAGCUUUUGAUCCGCAUCUGCCUGCAAGGUGCCCUAAAGCUAGAGCGGGAAACCCGGAGUGCGACCGGUCUGACCAACUUUCUCACUCAAGUCAAUUCGCUCGAUGCUCGACUCGAGGAAGAGGCUCAACGGGACCAGGCCGCCGAAUCUGCUUUACUCGUCCCUCGAUGGGCCGACGCGUGUCCGAUAUGUGACGCCCAAGUCGAGGACAAGUGCUUACACUUGAACCAUAUGUCAUUCAAUUACGGUUGUAUGAUCUGCCGAGGCUGCAAUACUGACCUACGCAGCGAUGUUCGCAAUGCGUAUUGGAGCAAGAGCACGCAACGAGUCUACUGUCAUUCCUGUGCAGCAGCGCAGCCAGACGCAGAGAGUGGCUUCCAACAGGUAACGAAGCUCCGGCAAUAUGUACAUCUGUUAAACGUGGCUCAUGCCCGUCUCAUGGCGACACUGCGAUCCAGUGGUGCGCUACCUCACACUUCUGUUGUAGAUGAUCCCAACCUCACAGGCUACGAUUCUUCGCAAGGACAUCGUCUGGGUGACAAGGGAUCCGAGCUUCAGCCAGCGCACCUGCGACAAGAUUCGCGUUCAAAAUCAUAUGGAGGGACCUCGACUACCGAAAGCCAGCAUAGCACGAACGCUGCCUACGAGCAGUCCAUGUCCGAUAUCAAACGCCUGAGAUCAACACGUCUAGACAAGCACCUCUCAAACACAAUGAAGAGGGCCCGCGCAUCGCGCAUCCUCGACGGCCCAGAGGGUAUCGAGGCUGGGGGCGAUCCCAAUGUACGGAAUGGCAUGCAAAUUGUGCAGGAGCGUGAUGGGCAGGCCGAUCAAGACAACGUAACCUUAGCGGUCAACUCUCUUGCCUUGGACGACAUUGCACGUAUGGCCGCAAUGGAGCAGCAGCGAGAGCAAAGACCAAAUGCAUUCCGUGCUGGUGGUAGUGCUCUACUCGGGCAGGAUAUACCGAAAUUGCACAACGGACAUCGUCGUGACUUUUCCGGGGGGCAAGAGUUACAAAAUGUAACGGAGGGCCGAUCACGAACGUUCUUUUCGGAGCUUUCCCCCCUAGAAUACUUCAAGCUCAAAGGGCUUGCUGUGCUUCACUUGGGACUGCUACUUGAUGACAAUCAGUACAACCAGGGUGAGCUACUCGAUCUCAUCGAAUCCAAGAAGAACAACUUCUGGGGCAAAAUUGGAUUUGGCAAAGCCAAGAGCAAGCCAAAGAAGACUCCGACGGCAGUCGAGAAACCCGUCUCAGAUAAAGCAACCUUUAGACAGGCACUCGAGUACUUGGUGGAAAAGUAUGGCGACGAAUGUACUGAAGGCGUAGGACCCGGCGCACUCAAGGUUCCCGCCCUGCUGCAGGAUUGCAUUACUGCGAUGAGGAGCAUGGACAUGUCGAUAGAGGGCGUUUUCCGAAAGAAUGGCAAUCUCAAGGCCUUGCGGGAGCUCGAGGAAGAGAUUGAUGCCAAAGGCGUGCAACAAGUCGACUUGAACACGAAGAACCCGGUCAUCCUUGCCAAUCUCCUCAAGCGCUUCCUGAGACUGAUGCCGGAGCCGGUGCUGACUUUGAAGCUCUACAGGCUGUUCAUGACAGCUAAUGACCUCGAAGAUGAAGAGCAAAGAAAGAAGGUGUUACAUCUAGUGUUGUGCCUAUUACCGAAAGCUCACCGUGAUACCAUGGAGGUGUUGUUCUGCUUCCUCAAUUGGGUCUCGUCUUUCCACACGGUCGAUGAGGAGUCGGGGAACAAAAUGGACACAUGGAACAUUGCCACUGUCAUGGCGCCAAACAUUCUACGAGAAAGCAAUGACAAGGAGGUAAAAAAUGUGGAUCAGGGUGCAGUCCGGGUAGUUUUCGACCUGAUCGAGAACAACGAUGAGUUUUCCGAGGUUCCUCCCGAAAUCAUGGAGCUCCUUAGCGAUGACUCGUCUGACAUGAGUGCCAAGGAGAUUAUGCGACAGUGGGAGCAGAGAGGCAAGAACCCUAUGGCGGCUGCCCCCGCAGCCUCACCUAGAAACCAAGGUGGAACAGCGAAACGAAAGGAUGAGCGUAAUGCGCCCCAAAUCACGCAAGCGGACAAUAACCCCCAGGCCUAUGCUAGCGAGGCAUCGGUCCGCCAAACUCCUGGUGCCGGCAACCAGGCCUUGGCACCUCCUAAUUCUCAAGACAACCCUGAACUGGGCUCACCCAAUCCUCCUUAUGGACAAAAUCCUCAGGCUUCGGCAGAAAGCCAUCGAACUGCGUCGCCGCACCGGCAGAGCUACCGCUCACCGGCGGCUUUGCAGAAACAGACACAGAUCGGGACUGCGGGCGCCGGGUGA